UCUCCCUCUCUCUCACCAUCAGCACCAGCUUCGAGGUCGAUGUGAUCCUUCCCCUUUCUUGAUCAUGAAUGCAAUGUGAUCGAUCAGUGCGCGUGACAUACAUUCAUCGAUCGAUCAGUUUGUCAGUCCAUUUGCUGGCUGAACGUCAGCGAUUUCAUUCCUGUCGCAUGUCGCGGUGUGUCGGUCUGUGUGUUGGUCGGUCAGUGGCGGGUUUUGCUCAGACGACCUGCACCUGCUGGCCGGUCACUCUGUCGACGCGUGGGAACACAGUGCCGUACCCAAAUCGACGCUUCUGGCUCGCUGACACACACACACACACACAGACAGAGGGAGAGAGGAUCCGCUCAUUCAUUCUUGCAUCCACAGAGUCAGGUUUUGGCUGACUGGGGAGGGGCAGCGGGACGAGCACUUUGUCAAUGUCUUCGCCCAGCACUGACACAAAACACACACUCAUGGGUGCCCCCAUCCAUCCAUCCAUCCAUCUCCUUCUCGUGUGCACACGAGUGAAUGACCUUGGAUGAUGUUCUCGACGAUGCCCAUGUCGUAUGGAUUGGGACGCUCACCCUCUCUGCGGCGCUUCUCACCUACACACACAUCCAUCCAUCCAUCCAUGAGACAUACACUCCAGUGUCAACUGAUGUGUGUGUCGGUCGUUGUUGUAGGUACAGAAUUCGAUGGUUGUCAUGUUGUGGGAGAUGAGCCAGCAGUGGAAGAGAAAGAACCCGCCAACCACCAAAGUCAGAAUGUACGACAGCACAAUCCCAAACAGCACGAUGAUCAACGUACCUGCAGUCCAACACGAGAGACAUCAUCUACAUGCCUCACUGACUGUCUCCCUGUCUCCCUCACCGUAUGUGCUCAUUGGGUCCUCGGCGUAGACGGCGAAUCGCGGCGUGAGUGUCAAAUCGACCAUCAGCAGCACGCACACAGCGUACUGAGAAGAGACACCACCGACAACAAGAUGCCAAUCGUCCCUCCCUCCUUCUCUGCCUUCCCUCCCUCUCACCAGCAGGGACAGGAAGAAGUACUUCUGAUGGAUGCAUGAAACACACACCCACACCCACACCCACACCCACACACAGACACACACAUGCAAUGCAUGUGUGGUUGGUCCUUUACUGCGUGUUUCGUGCCUGGUUUCUGAAUCCCACGCAGUUGGCGAUCCACUGCAGACAGACACAUGGCACACGGAGGGGACAAGCUCACCGAUCCAUCUGCAGCUGAUCGGUAUGAGAUCAAACCGGGCAGUAGUGGUCCAUCUUGAGGAUGUUGCAGCCGAGAGGCCGGCAGUAGUGCGCCCUGUCUGAUGAAUAAACAAUAUACCAACCGACAUACAAGUGACCGGUGCACACAUUCAUCCAUUCAUCCACUCACGCACCUGGUUUGAAGAGUUUCUCGUAUUUGCAGAAUCGUUUGUCGCCGUUCUCCUUGCGCUCUAUCACGAGCUCGUCUGCCGGCUCUGUCGACCACUGGCGGCUAGGAAUGAAGCCGGCGUCCUCCAACACGGCACGGGCGUACGACCACACAAACAACCCCAACAGAAAGUGCAGCACAACCGCCUCAAUCCAGCCCUCUGCACGUCAGAAAGAGAAACAGAGAGAGGUCCAUCAACAUUGAUAGACAAUGGUGAGUCAUGAUGUGUGGUCUCCCAUUACGCGUCUCGAUGUCGUGGUUGCGGAUCUUGGCGGGCAACGCACGCUGCAGCAGCGGCAAGAUGCGAUACCUGAAACAACACACACUCACAUGUCUCCCUCCUUCUCUGGCAUGGUGGGUGGACUGAGUCCACUGACAGAAUGUGUGCGACGUAGAUGAGUCCGAAGAGGAAGGCGAUGAACACAACCGGCGAGUACUUGACGAACGACUGAUCCAAGGAACGAACAGAGACAUUAUCAUGCAAAACAACAAGUGCUCUGCAGCUGCUCUCUCUCUCUCUCUCUCUCUGUCGAGCAGUGAGAGUAUGCAUACCUGCUGUCGGGUGAGGUCUGCGAGGAGCAGAGGGUACUUACGGUCUGACUCACGGACGGGCUCCUUCAUCACCUCCCUGCUCUCCAU
Molecule: messenger RNA, 2052 nt
Organism: Vitrella brassicaformis
Lineage: Eukaryota; Vitrellaceae
Source: the annotation of a GenBank genome assembly